Neltuma alba is the source of this 3834-nucleotide messenger RNA. Its product is annotated as exportin-T. Gene Ontology annotation, biological process: tRNA re-export from nucleus. Gene Ontology annotation, molecular function: small GTPase binding; tRNA binding. NCBI's taxonomy places the organism in Eukaryota, Viridiplantae, Streptophyta, Magnoliopsida, Fabales, Fabaceae. The record is from RefSeq and is a predicted model, not a curated record. Bases 201 to 3167 code for a protein of 988 amino acids. Gene Ontology annotation, cellular component: nuclear matrix; cytoplasm; nuclear pore. The transcript has 13 exons.
CUAGUAAGCACAGACUUAGCAGAGAGGUAUAGCCAAAACCCUAGUCCUUGAAUUUAUUCCCAUCGAUCUCCGGUAAGCCCUCAACAAACCUUCUUCUCUCAUUGCCACAAGCCCUAUCCGUCUAUUCUUGCUCGGAAAAAAUCUGGAAACUGACCGGAAAGUUAUUGGAUUCUAGACUCUCUGCUUUCUUGCGGCGUCUAAUGGAUGAUCUUGAGAAAGCAAUUCUUAUUAUGUUUGAUGAGUCGGGGGCUGUUGAUGAUGGAUUGAAGAAACGGGCUAAAAUUUUUUGUAAUGAAAUUAAGGAGAAGCCAUCAAUUUGUAGUUUGUGUAUUGAAAAAUUAUGCUUUUCAAAUCUUGUUCAAGUGCAGUUUUGGUCUUUACAGACAUUACAAGAAGUGAUUCAAGCUCGAUACUCGUCAAUGAGCCUGGAUGAGAAGCAUAUGAUUAGAAGCUCUGUAUUUUCUAUUGUGUGUUUUGAAGGGAUCAAUGACAACAGUCGGUUGAGGGUUUUAGAAGGCCCCGCUUUUAUCAAGAAUAAGCUUGCUCAGGUUUUGGUCACUUUGAUUUACUUUGAGUACCCGCUAAUUUGGUCGUCUGUAUUUGUGGAUUUUGUCCCUCAUUUGAGCAAAGGGAAUGCGGUGAUAGACAUGUUCUGUCGGGUUUUGAAUGCCUUGGAUGAUGAACUGAUUAGUUUGGACUAUCCGCGGACCCCUGAAGAAUUGACUGUUGCUGGGCGGGUUAAGGAUGCGAUGAGGGAGCAGUGUGUUGCGCAGAUAGUGAGAGCGUGGUAUGACAUCGUGUCUAUGUAUAAAAAUUCUGAUCAAGAACUUUGUACUAGUGCAUUAGAUUCCAUGAGAAGGUAUAUUUCGUGGAUUGACAUCAGGUUGAUUGUGAACGAUGCUUUUGUUCCUCUACUAUUUGAUUUGAUUUUGGUUGGUGGACUGUCGGAUCAACUUCGUGGCGCAGCUGUCAGAUGCUUGUUAGCAGUAGUCUCUAAGCGAAUGGAACCACAACCUAAACUUUCACUGUUGCAGAGCCUUCAAAUUAAUCGCAUAUUUAGAUUGAUAGCAGAGGAUACUGAUUCCGGGUUGGUUUCUGAUAUAGCGGCAUUACUCACAGGGUAUGCAGCUGAGGUUUUGGAUUGCUUUAAGCGUAUAAAUUCUGAGGUUGCUAAAGGAAUCUCGAUGGAGCUUCUAAAUGAAGUGUUACCCUCAGUUUUCUAUGUAAUGAAGAAUUAUGAGGUGGACACUACAUUUAAUAUCGUUCAGUUUCUUUCGAAUUAUGUUUCCACUCUAAAAAGCGUUACUCCUUUGCGGGAGAAACAACUAUUUCAUGUGGGACAGAUAUUAGAUGUGAUUUUAUCGCUGAUCUGUUAUGACCUGGGGUACCGAAAUCAUCUUGAUGUUUUAGAUAAAAUUGGGAAGGAGGAGGAAGAUAGAAUGGUAGAGUUUAGAAAGGAUUUAUUUGUCCUUCUUCGAAGUGUGGGUCGUGUUGCGCCUGAAGUGACGCAAUUGUUUAUCAGAAAUUCAUUAUUAAAUGCUAUAUCAUCUACCUCAAACAGCAAUGUUGAGGAGGUGGAAGCUGCACUUUCUCUUGUAUAUGCACUUGGAGAGUCAAUUAGUGAUGAAGCCCUGCGGACUGGGAGUGGUAUGUUGAGUGAGCUGGUGACUAUGCUUUUAUCAACAAGAUUUCCUUGCCAUUCUAAUAGGCUAGUUGCUCUCGUGUAUCUGGAAACAAUAACAAGAUAUAUCAAGUUUGUUCAGGAUAAUGCCCAGUGUAUUCCUAUGGUUCUUGCUGCCUUUCUGGAUGAAAGAGGCAUACGUCAUCCUAACAUCAGAGUAAGCCGAAGGGCCGGUUAUUUGUUUAUGAGGGUUGUAAAAUUGCUAAAAGUGAAGCUGGUUCCUUUCAUCGAGACAAUUUUGCAGAGCCUACGAGAUUCUGUUGUGCAAUUCACCAGUUUAGAUUAUACAACAGAAGAGCUAUCAGGGUCAGAAGAUGGCAGCCACAUUUUUGAGGCAAUUGGGUUAUUGAUUGGAAUGGAAGAUGUCCCACUCGAGAACCAAUCUGAUUAUCUAUCAUCCUUGCUCAAUCCUCUUUGUCAACAGGUUGAGGCAUUGCUCAUCAAUAGCAAGUUAUUGAGUGUAGAGGAGACUAAUGCCAAGGUUGCUAUUAUCCAGCAAAUUAUCAUGGCAAUUAAUGCUCUCAGCAAGGGCUUCAGUGAGCGUCUUGUAACUGCCAGUCGCCCUGCAAUUGGUCUCAUGUUCAAGAAGACAUUGGAUGUGCUUCUCCAAGUUCUUGUUGUCUUUCCAAAAGUUGAACCUUUGCGAAGCAAGGUCACGUCUUUUAUACAUCGUAUGGUGGACACACUAGGAGCAUCUGUCUUCCCAUACCUUCCAAAGGCAUUGGAGCAGUUGCUUGCAGAAAGUGAGCCAAAGGAAAUGGUCAGUUUUCUUUUGUUGCUAAAUCAACUUAUCUGCAAGUUCAAUGUUAUGGUGUGUGGCAUUUUGGAGGAAAUAUUUCCAGCUGUUGCUGGUAGGAUAUUCAAUGUUAUUCCAAGAGAAACAUUGCAUUCAGGUUCUGGAGCAAUCACUGAGGAAAUUCGUGAAUUGCAAGAACUUCAGCGAACAUUGUAUACGUUUCUACAUGUGAUUACUACACAUGAUUUAUCUUCAGUUUUUCUUUCCCCAAAAAGUACUGCAUACAUGAAUCAAGUGAUGCAGUUGCUCUUAUACUCUUCUUGUAAUCAUAGGGAUAUUCUCGUGAGAAAGGCAUGUGUACAGAUCUUUAUUAGAUUAAUUAAAGAUUGGUGUGUCCAUCCUUAUGAAGAGAAGGUUCCUGGUUUCCGUAACUUUGUGAUUGAGACAUUUGCACCAAACUGCUGUUUGCACAGUGUGCUUGACAGAUCUUUUGAGUUCCAUGAUGCAAACACUCUUGUUUUGUUUGGAGAAAUUGUGUCGGCUCAGAAGCUCAUGUAUGACAAAUUUGGCGAUGAUUUUCUCGUUCAUUUUGUAUCUAAAGGAUUCUCUGCUGCACAUUGCCCACCAGAUUUGGCUGAGCAGUAUCGUCAAAGGUUGCAGGGUAACGAUAUCAAGGCACUGAAAUCAGUCUACCAGUCACUUAUAGAAAGCUUAAGAGUGCAGCAGAAUGGAAGCCUUGUUUUUAGAUAGCAUACUGUGUUGGAGAAAUGACAAAUUCAUCUUCCACAAUGGCUUUCACUAUUUUUUUUUUUUUGUGCCAUGUCUUGUGAUAUGGCUACCAGUUUUGUCUGCAAAAGGUAAUGAAGACUUAGCUACUAUAUCAAGGGAACUAUGUAAAUUCUCAUUUACGAUUCCGCUCCAGCAGUGCAGUCAUGGUGUGAAUAUUUACAGGGUUGUGUACAUAACUUGUGUGGCCGUUUUGUGGACGAGUAUGGACACUCUUCUAGGUCCUAAUUUUGAUGAAUUCCUCAAACUACCAACCAACCAGUGAAGUGGCUCAGGUCUAUAUUUAUUCUUUUGUCUCGCAGUUGUAAAUUGUUGGGAAAUUCUUUCAUUUCCUAAAUUGAGUUGCAUCCAUCAAAUUGAAGCUGCUCCUGCGUUGGGAUCAAAAUUUUGGUAUUUUUCUCUCCAAAUUUUGAUUCAUUGUUAUAUAUGUACAAAUUCUGUUGUUAUAGUCUGGUUCUGUGCUGAGGUUAUGAUUUACACCAUUGAACUUUUAUUACGCGAGGUAGGGCAAAAAUGUUCCCAUCUUCCUCCAAUAUUUGAAGACGCUGAUUCUUCCAUGGGUUCCUUUAUGUUUAGAAAUGUGUUUUAGAUGAAAAACAUGAUUUCUUUUGUCUAAGAAUUAUUUUCAUUA